This is a messenger RNA of Vigna angularis (adzuki bean), 5545 nucleotides long. Its product is annotated as exocyst complex component EXO70B1-like. Gene Ontology annotation, molecular function: phosphatidylinositol-4,5-bisphosphate binding. Gene Ontology annotation, cellular component: exocyst. Bases 3356 to 5506 code for a protein of 716 amino acids. The transcript is spliced from 10 exons. NCBI's taxonomy places the organism in Eukaryota, Viridiplantae, Streptophyta, Magnoliopsida, Fabales, Fabaceae. The record is from RefSeq and is a predicted model, not a curated record. Gene Ontology annotation, biological process: exocytosis.
AUUCAAAACUUCUUUGAGAGAGAACUUAUUUCAUUAUAAUAUAACAUUAUAAUAUAACUGCUUGGUUUUCUUAUUUUAGAUCUUUAUUAGUUGUAAAGAAAAUAAGAUUAGUGUUUACAACUUGUAGUACUUCUCUGUCAAAUUAUUGUCACAAAGCUUCUCCCUGAACAUGUUUAAAUUAUUUUUCACCCAAAUCUCUUCUGAUUAACAUUAAAAAAAUACACAAAAACCUCUUAUCACAAGUCAUAAACCAUGGAUUUAGUGUAAAGGAAAAUCAACAAUGAUAGGUUAUAGUAGUAAUACCUGAUAUGCUCCCACCAAAUGAAGAAUAAUGCAAGCAUUAGCAAAGGCAACAAGCCAAUAAGGCUCAUAAAACCCAAACCCUGUCGAGAUGUUUCCUGGUGUACCAUUUCCAAAAGCUCCAUGUCUAAGGCAUCCACAAGGUAGGUAGAAGAAUGUUGUCACAAUGGUUGCAACCAUGGAUAUCUCAAAUAACCUCCAAUGCCAUUCUCCAUUUUAACCAUCGUACUUAUAUUCGAUAUGUAAUGUCUUCGUUAAUCUCCUCAUCAUUUUGUAAUACUGGUCUAAGGUAUUUAAGUUUAGAAACUUGUAGUAUGACACCUUCCAUUUUUUACUUGCAAUUGCAAAAUUAAUAAUGUAUAUACUACACAUAUAGAUAGUCAAAAACAAAAAGAAACUCAGACUAAAGAAACUUAUGAUAAAUAAUUAUGUCAGUUUAUGAACAAAUCAGGAUCAAUCUAGAAGCAACACGAGCAUGGCAUUGAAGUCAAAAUAUGAAAGACUAUGGUUGAAUAAGUAUAAAGAAAAAAGCUUGACAAAUCUUAGUUAAAUGUGAACUAGGAAGGCAGAAUUUAAGCGAUAUUCAGGGAACAAGAUCAGUUGUUCUUGCAGGAGUAGUUUCAACUCUGAAAUUGGUUGGGGGAAACUUGACCGAUCACAGGUUCUUAUUCCUUGGUGCUGGAGAGGCUGACACUGGAAUAGCAGAACUCCUAGCACUUGAAACUUCAAAAUGGACAAAUGUCCCAGUAGAAGAAUUGUGCAAGAACAUUUGGGUUUGAUCGUGAGAUCCCGCAAAGACUCACUUCAAUCUUUCAAAGAGACCCUGGGCUCAUGAACAUGAACUUAAAAUUAAACCAACGGUUUUAAUCGGAACAUCAGGACAAGGGAAAGCUUUUACCAAGGAACUGAUUGAAGCUAUGGCUUCCAUCAAUGAGAAAUCUAUUAUUCUUUCAUGGUCAGGAAAGAAAAUAAUGUGUAUAAAUUUUCUACCAGAAUUGGAGCAUGUAUGGGAUAAGGAUCCUGAGAGAAUUAUUAGCCUUCAACUGCUAAAUGAAAUGUGUGUUAAAGAAUGUAAGAGUCUUAAAAAUUUGUUUCCAGCAUCGGUAAUCAAAGAUCUUACCGGACUUGAAGUGUUUGAAGUAACAAAGUGUGAAGAAUUGGAAGAGAUAUUUAUGAAGAAUGAAACAAGUGGAGAAGAAGAAGGAUCAACACAAGAGUUUGUGUUUCAUCGUCUCACUACAUUAACGCUACAACAAGUGUUUAGUUAAAGUCUUGCACGCUGGUGGAAAAUUUGGUGGUGCCAACAGUGGGUACUCUGUUUCAGGAGGUUUGCACGGUGUCUCAGUUGGAUAACAAUUAUAUUUUCAGAAGUCAAAUGAAGAUGCUCUUCAUUCACUAUCUCAAGUUGGAGAAAAUUCUCAUGUACAAGAUGAAAAUAAGGAAGUGUGCCACAUGAUAGAUGUAACGAAGAAGAACCUGGGUUGAGAUUGAAUUGGAGCCGGGUUAGCCCCCUAGCCCCCAUUUUUUUGUGCGACGACGACGGCAGCAUUCGGCCCUUCUCUCAAUCACAGUAGUCGACGGCAGCAUCAACCUCAAAACUUGCAAGAACUGCAAAACCCAAUUCGACCUUUCUCUCAAUCACCUUCUUGCUUGUCGAUUUCACACUGCUCAUUUUGAAGGAACGAAGGGGGAUCAAGGUGAUCUCUAAUGGCAAAAAGUUGAAGCAUUUUGGAAUGUACCAUGAGGCUAUUGAGCCUUAUAUCUCCAUGUCGGGGUUGGGUUCCUUAGUGAACCUAUCAUACGAGUAUGCCAAUCAUGGAUUGAUCGUUGCCCUUUCGGAGAGAUGGCACCAUGAGACGAAUAUUUUCCACCUCCCGAUAGGUGAGAUGAGCGUCACAUUAGAUGACGUUCUCAAUCUACUCCACCUACCCAUCAUGGGUUAAUUUUGUGAGGUCGAGGAGUUAGAAUAUGAUGAGGCUCGAUCUCAUAUUAUGGAGCUGCUUGGCGUGGACCUGCCAAAGCUUUAGCUGAGAUGAAACAGUUACGCGGUCUAAAAGUUAGGCUGAGCUGGCUGAGCUCUCAACUCAAAAAACAAUCAACAAUCAAACAAUAAAAGUGAAGUGAACAAAAUGCUACUGAGUGUGAUGAAAGUGAAAAAAUGGGAAGAAGGAAGGGAGUGCAUGUAGGCUAGACAUUUAGGGUUAUUAGUAGUUGAGAGAAUUGUUGAUGGUUAAAAAAUCAUUAAGUCAUCAUUAAUUUUAUUUUAACUUUAAUAAAUGAAUAACAAAACAGUAAAAUUGGAGAGUGAAAUAGGUAGGAGCCUGCUCCUUUUUUCUUUCAAUUCAACACUCUUCAUGAUGUGACUAACAUAUGAAUGAACUGAUCCUUCUGACAACCUUCACAACCCGCAAGUAUUUUUCUCCGAAAGUUCAUGGAAACCUCUCACACAGAUAACGUCUCGGGUCUAUAUGACUCGGUGGGCGUAAUUGGGUUUAGGGUUUAGGGUUUAGGGUCUAUAUGACUCGGUGGGCGUAAUUGGGUAAGAAUUUUUAGUUUAAACUCACUUUUUCUCUCUUUAGUUUCUUGAACCUGAAAUUUUUGUUUGUAAAGUUUUAAUUACAAAUAUGACUUUCCGUUUUCGAAAAUUGAACAUAUUUUAUUUGACUGUUAAUAUAACAUAAAAUUUAACACAAGAAAAAUUGCACACGGCAAAAUCAUAAGGAUGGAAAAUAGAUUUAAGAGACGACUUCUAACAUUUGCCGUAUAAAGGAACCUAUAUUCUAUUUGAUUCACACAUAUUUUUUUUAUAAAUAAAAAAAAUUAUUUUUUUUAAUGACUAUGAAUGAUUAGGUGGUCGUAUUGGGUUUCAAAAAAAAUAUAAUUCCCAUUUUAUUUAGACUACGAGUUCUCCGAAGAUGAAGUUGGCACUUUUAGGUCAACAAGUUGUUUUGUUUUUUGCUUGGAUUCCUCUUAGACCAAAAAUUAACCAGGAUCACUUUAAUCACGGUGAGGGGUUUCUCUCGACCAAAAACGGGGGCUCUCUGUUUGUGACUGGAUGCAAACCUUGAUCAUGCUCAACCAAAUUCUAAGAUGGCUGAAGAGACCAAAGGUACUGAGACUUGUAUGUCUUGCUUCAUCUGUUGUUGGAUUGCUCUGUUAUGCACUCAGUUCCUCUUUCAAGUAUUUACUAGGAAACUGGAGCUGGUGGAAGAUGCUUAUUUAUAUUGUUUUCAGUUUCAUCAUUUGCCUAGCCGUCUUGUUCACACCUGCAAGGUCGAGCUCCACCUCUCUCCGGUUGGAAGCUCAUUUGGCAUUUUUGGUUCUAAUAAUCACUUCUGUUUAUUCCUUUUUCUUCGAUAACGUGGUGAAGGGUAAACCUGAUGCAUACAGUCUCAUCUCUUGUGCUGCUUUUGCUACCAUGUCGCUUGGCUUGUCAAAUCUCACUCAAUUUGGAUUCCAGAUCGAUCUGCUAUAUUUCUUCUGCGGAGGUUUAACAGUACAGCUCAUGAAGAUCAAAUUGUGGUUAGUCACUGUUGGAGGUGGUUUCACUUAUUCCCUCCUCCAGCUUCGUCACUAUCCGAGCUACACACAAGGGGAGAAUCUUCAGCUCCUGAACCAAAAUCAUGUGAUCAUUCAAGUCGAUGAUUCAGGAAGAAUUAGUAGUAGCAGUCCUGUUAUCAUGGAACAACAAGCUAAUGCUGAUGUCGGUAGUACUCUAGGCACCUCACCAGAAGAUGGGGAUCUUAUUCAAAGCAAUUCAACUUCAGAAAAUGGAAGCGUUGAUGAUGGUCUUUUCGUCCAACAACAGUUCAUCAACUGUAUAAAGGAGUUUGAAAAGGAGAAUCAGAUGCUUGUUCCCAUGGUUUGUAGUCACGUGGAGAAAUACCUUAAAGCCGUGUUUGACUCCAACGACAAAGACAAGGACCAGAUUCAAAUGUUGGAAGUACCGGUUCCAGACGUCAACUUGGUGAUGGAUGCACUUCCAUUUGAAAUUAUAAGCCGCCUUAAAGAAAUCGUGAAGCUGAUUGUGGAAGGAGGUUUUACGGAGGAAUGCAGCGACAUUUACAGCAAAUGGCGAAAGGAGUUUGCAGAACAGUGUCGGCGGGCACUUGGGUUGCAAUUUCAGACGCCCAAGGAUGAGGACGUUGAGAAGUGGUUAAAAACGUGUAAGGCAACUUCGAAGAUACUGUUUCCCAAUGAAAGGAGACUCUGCGAUUACCUCUUUUCAGGGUUCUCUGUCGCUGCGGAUGCCUUCUUCGACAAGGUUUGCAAGGAACUGACGAUUGGACUAGUGAGUUUUGCCGAUACCACCGUGACAACUGGGAAUUUGCCGAAUCUUCUGUUCAACAUUGUCCCUAAAAUGUCGGAGCCAUUGGUCGAGUUGACACGGGAGUUCAUCUCACCGAUUUUGUUUGGCAAAUUCUCGUUUGUAAAUGAUAUUCAAGACGUUCGGCGAAGAUUGACUGUGCUAAACAAGUUGAGGAAACUUACUUAUCCCAAUAAUGUGCAGGCACCUGUUACUGAUGGAGGGCUUCAUCUGAUUACUAAGAAAGCAAUGGACCACAUCCAUACAAUGUUUAAAGGUAAGAUAAAGCAAAAGUUUGGCCAAGCUUACCGCUUCGUAAAUUCUUCAUUUUGGGUGGUGAUAGGAAGGAUGAUUGAGUUGUUAGAGAGCGAAUUGGAAGCCAAGUCUAAAGACUUCUACGCUGACCCCGCCCUGAGCUCUGUUUUUAUGAUCAAUAAUCUCAGCUACAUAGAACAAAAGACGCAUGAUUUGCAAUUCGACGAUGAUUGGUUUCGAACAAACACAGCAAAGGUGGAAGAAAACUACAACCUGUAUCUAAGAAGUUCGUGGAAUAAGAUGGUGGACUUUUUGAAGGUUGAGACGAAUGAGUUGGCGGAGGCUGAUGUGGUAGCGGAGUUAAUGAAAGAAAAGCUCAAUUUGUUCAACCUGCACUUUGAGGAGACAUGCACAAUUCAAUCUACAUGGACUGUCUCUGAUAAGCGACUGAAGGAACGAAUAGUAAAGUCCAUAGAGGAGAUUUUGUUACCAGAAUAUGGAAAGUUUUGUGACAGGUUUCGAGUUGUUUUUGGUAAUCAAGCUUAUCACUAUAUUAAGUUUGGAUUUCUAGACAUUCAAAAUUGUCUCAGCCAUUUGUUUCUUCUAGAUGAUGAGAUGACUCUCGAAGACAAGAAAACUGUAUGAAGUUUGCAAUAAUUUAAAAUACAAAAUUUCAUUGUUAUA